UUCUUACUGAUCUUAUAUCUUAUACUUCUAUGCUUAACGAUAAAAUUCAAAAUCAAAAUGUUCAAAACGUUCGUUGUUUGUACUGUAUUAAGCACAGAUAUUUUUAAUGGUUUAGUUCAGUGUUUAUGUAAAUAAAUAUGGUGUAAUAAAAACAAAGUUUGUAUCCAUAAAAAUGGCGAGUAAUUCUAUAGGACGUAGAUCAUCCACAAAUCCGGUAAGGAUAUCUUUGAUUGAUAGAGAAGACAAAAGUUUAACAAGGACUGAUUCAAGAAGAACGCAAACACUGAAACCGAAAAUUUCUAUUACAUCGACCGACAGUUCUCAUAUACCAAGGCCUCGCUUUCGAGCCUCUUCGUGCGAUAGAGCGUCUGGCAUAAAGUCAGGCUUAAAAGCGACAGGUAAAACUCCUCUUCGUCAUGUACCAGCUACACCAAAUACACCCACAGCAAGCAGCAGCAAACAUUCUGUUCUUCGUUCCAUUAUAAGUUCUAAUAGAAUUCAUGCAGGACUUCCCACAGGACGUAGGUCUUUAUCAGCUGAUCGCGCUAGCAGUAUUGGUGCAAAAGGUCCUAGAAAGGAUACCAGACCACUAACAGAUAAAACUCAUCAGGCUUAUAUGCUUUCAAGAAUAGACAACUUUUUUGAUAUGCACCAAUGUUCUUCUAUGCUAAACAGUAAUGGUAGCCUCAAACCUAUUACUUUGAAAAUGUUUGUAGAAGUUACUGGUCAUUUGAUAAAAAUAUUAGACAUUAAACAGACUCUUACGAUUGUUAAUUAUAUAGAAGAACUACCAAAAAUUGCAAAGAAACUUCAUUAUCCAGGUAUUAUUAAUAAGUCUUGGUUAAAAACUGCUAAUGCUAUGCAUUCAUGGCCUAAUGUUUUGGGGUGGAUCAGCUGGUUGGUAGAUAUUUGUGAAAUACGGGAAAUAGCUUUUGAAAAAUACAGCUUAGAAAAUUUGCCAUUUAUGGGUGAUGAAAAAGAAGCUAAAAUGUAUAAAAAUACUUUAUUUUCGAUGUUUGAUUUUUACAAUGCCUGGAAUGAUGAAAAACUUGAUGAGGAAGCAGUAAUGGUUGAAAGGUAUUUACAAGAAAUUGAAGAACAACAAGGAGUUAGCGAAGAAAUGUUGAACAAUGCGCACUCUGAAUUAGAAGAAGAAAUGGCUAAAUUUCAGGUAGCUGAAGAAAAUGCAAAUAAAAUUGAGGAAGAAGUAAAACAUUUACGAGAAGUACUGUCAUCAUUACGAAAAACUGAAGAAAAGCAGUUAAACGAAAUUAGUGCAAAAGAAGAAUACUUGAAAACAAUUAAUUUUGAAACAGAACAAUUAAAUGCUGAAUAUGAUGUACUAUGUGAACAGAUCUCUUUACAAAAGAAACAAAAUGAUGAAUUACUUUUAGUUGUUAAACAACAGCCUAUGACUACCUCAGAAAGGGAUAAAAUUUUGGAAAAAUGUAGGGAAAUCCAAAAUUACAUGAAACAGUUCGACGAACAUUUGCAAGAGAUACAAAAAGAAUUGUAUACUAUGGACAUUAAAUUAGCAUCUGUUACUAAUAACGUAACUAAAACAAUUCUAACAUAUAAUAAAGAAAUAUUCGUGCAUCUGAGUAACAAUGUAGGUAUAGAUUUAGAAGAGUUAAAGAUGCCAGAAAAGGGUAUAUUAAAUCCCGAAAUUAUGGAAAUACUGACAUCUAAAGCGAACUUAAUGAAUGACUUAAAAGAAUUGCUGAAAAAGCAAAUUAUCGAAAAAGAACAUUCAUUAGAAAUAAAUUCCAAUGAACUGGAAAAUUUGCAUGAAAAAAUGAAGAUCUUAGAAGAAGAAAGUAACGAUGUUGCUACUAAAAUUAAAGAACGAAAAAAUCUUGCAAGUAAAAUUAAAACUGAUGCUAAAAAUGAAGAAGCAAAAUUGAAAGAACAAAUAAGAAAUUUUCAAAAUGAUAUUAAAGGAAUUCAAGAAUUAAUGCCAAACGUACAGUCGCUAUCUGCGGAAUUAGAAGAAGCAAUGGACAAGUUGGAUGCAGUUAAGAGAAGAAAAAAUUAUAUAGAAGAAUCUGCAAAAUUAUUCUUUGAUAGAUUUUAUGAGAUUUUAGGAGAACAUAGAAAUGAACUUUAUAAUAUAUUAAUAAAACAUAAUAAAUAGUCAAGUUCAUUUGUAUAUAAGUUUAGCAUGUUUUGAAUAUAAGUUUUAUACAAUAAUUUAAUUAUACAGGCAUAUAAAUACCAUUCUCAUACAUUGCAAAGCACUGUACAUA
Megachile rotundata (alfalfa leafcutting bee) is the source of this 2246-nucleotide messenger RNA. RefSeq lists its product as uncharacterized. Gene Ontology annotation, cellular component: Ndc80 complex. The record is from RefSeq and is a predicted model, not a curated record. Lineage: Eukaryota; Metazoa; Arthropoda; Insecta; Hymenoptera; Megachilidae. Gene Ontology annotation, biological process: attachment of mitotic spindle microtubules to kinetochore.